UGCGACACACGCACGCACACCUGGCUCUCAGCUGUUUUCCAGUCUGUCCCGUGUGCCCAUACCGUUGUUUGCCGCCGUGAGGGAGGAACAGCGGUGCCAGUCGUGGAUGCUGCGCGGCAUCGCCGAAGCGGAGAAGGUCGAACGGAGGGCUGGACGAAGAGAGCGAUGGGUGACUCGAACUCCGCCGCCAUAGCCGCGAGCUCCGCGCGGGGCACUCACACGGCUUACAUCCGUGUUGCUAAGACUUCCGAUGCCAAGGUAGUCUCUGCUAUCGUCCACAGUCUGGCUGAGUUCGAUAACCUGAGCCAUAUAUGCAAAGCGACGAGUGAAACGAUGGAGGCGGCCAUCGCCAAUAAAGGUCCGUGUAAGGUGACCGUGCUGCUGUUGGAGAUAAAGGAGAAUGCAAGUCAACCGGGAGGAAGCGUUGACGGAGGAGGAGGAGAAGGAGGAGAUGGGGUACAUGGUGGGAAUGGGAGUCAGCACGCGGAUAUGUGUUCCGCCGACGCUCGUUUGUGCGGGCCGCGAUUGCCGGAUGGCUCGGGAAUCGACGAGGAGACAGCCGUACAACUGCACAUGAAAGACCUUUCGCAGGUGGUUGAUCCUUGCCGAUCAACGUUCUUGUCCUCCGUCGAUCCUGAUCGUGUGGUUGUGGGUUUCGUGCUGUUUUACCCCAACUUUUCGACCUAUUUGGCGCAGCAGAGCGUGCACAUCGAGGACCUCUUCAUACGGGCACCGUACAGAGGUCGGAAGUUCGGCUCGAUGUUGCUGACAUCGGUGGCAAAGCGCGCCGCCCGCGAAGGCGCGCAGCGCCUGGAGUGGAUGGUUCUCGACUGGAACGAGAAGGCCAUCUCCUUCUACGAGAAGUUGGGAGCCAAGGUGCACUCCGAAUGGAGGAUAUGUCGGCUCACGGGGGAUGACCUGGCGGUCUAUGCAUCGGGAAAGCCGAAGCCGACGGAAGCGCCGCCACCGCGCGUGGCACGCAUUCAUCGCUCCUCCAGCAUGGGACGAUGAUUCAUUCGCUAGUAAUGAUUUUGAAGGAAGAGAACGUGUGGAAGUGCGUCACUUCCCUUUCCUUUUUACUAUUUUCGUGCCUGCCUCGGUCGUCUAGUAUCUGCUGCCCUUUUUCUGUCUGGGGCUCGUCUAGUAUCUGCCGUUGAUUGAUUGAUCGGUUGAUCACUCAGUACAGUCUCAUUCGCCGCUCCUGCUGCUGCCGUCACGAGAACCGUUCGUUAAACUGGUUUUGUAAGUCUGCGUUUUUCUGUAAGGAAAACGUGUGUCGUGAUCUGUUUGUUCGUUCAAUCUUUUGCGUUCGACUCUUAGAUGAGGAAAGCUGUUCGUUCUCGUCCGCAGCGGGGAAGGGGGGGUGUUGAUCGACAUCUUGUAGGAAUUCUCCGUUUUAUAGGUCUAUACGAGAGAGAGAGAGAGAGAGAGAGAGAGAGAGAGAGNGAGAGAGAGAGAGAGAGAGAGAGAGAGAGAGAGAGAGAGAGAGAGAGAGAGAGAGAGAGAGAGAGAGAGAGAGAGGUGCAACACAGCAUCUCGCAACUAUUUUGUUGCCGAAAGAUCGUGUACAAUACGGGGUACGGGCCGCGGGCGGAGGGAGGCAGAGGGGUUGAAGGUACACACAGAGAGAGAGAGAGAGAGAGAGAGAGAGAGAGAGAGAGAGAGAGAGAGAGAGAGAGAGAGAGAGAGAUGCGAUGCACAAAAAGGUAAGGUUGGUUUCCGCGGUAACGGCCCGCAAGGGUUAGCUGCACCGAUCUGUUCGGGCAUAUGGCCAAACUUUUCAUCUCACGAGAACUAUCUUUUAGGGGUAAGAGGUACUACAGAUAAAGCCUACUUCAGAUUAGAUUUGUAUGAGUGGUUCUGCCUAUUCCACAUGUUUUUGUCCUGAUACCUUUUCUCGGAGUCGGUCGUUAAAGCAACCUUUCUUAACCUGUUGCAGACGACUCACUUAAAGGGCCUCGGCUUACCAGCCACCAAACUCGAUUCCUCCCCCUUGGUGAGCCCUCCUCACCACAGGACUUCUCUCAGCAAAAGGCUGCCGUCGCUCCAGCACACCAAAACGCGAGUACUCACCUCACGCCGGGUGAUUAUUAGACGACAAGGGGGAACAAUCGAACUCUAGAAUUACUCGUCAGUUUUGGCGGGAGCCGUAGGGGAGGCACUGCGACCCCGCGGAGGUGACGGAGCGACGUUGGAACUCACCACGGCUCCCGCCAAAACUGCCGUCAAGCCAGUUUUGGCGGGAGCCGAAAAAAAAAAGGCCCAUCUGACAGGACAAGGUGGGAACAAUCUUAACUCUUAGCAAAAGGCUGCCGUCGCUCCAGCACCGACCAAGCUUGAGUACUCACCACACGGGUGAUUAUCAGACGACAAGGUGGGAACACUCUUGAGCAAUCGAACUCUUGAGGUACUCACCAAUUUUGGCGGGAGCCGUGGAGGAGGCACUGCGACCCCGACGUUGCAGGCCGGGACUGCGGAAAACAGAGUGCGGUGAGUUCUCAUCGAAGCCGUCUGUCCACCAAAAUCAGUGCGGUGAGUUCUCAUCGGAGCCAUCUGACAGUACGGCCGUGUUGAGGUGGCGGAGCGAAACGUUGGAACUCACGACGACUCGACUUUGGUGAGUGGUGGAUAGAGGCCCUGAGGCUCAUAUAGAGCUAGCACUGGUCGGGAUCGAAAUGGCAGAGCGCAGAUAGAAUUGAACUUUUUAGUAUGGUUCAUUUUUUGGAUGAUGGUACCUAAUUAGAUCAAUGAGCACUUAGGUUUUGAUAUCUCCGGUUUGCAGGGGACUUGUCUUUUAAAAAACGGUGUUUCUCCGUUUUUGUCAGGUCCGAGUACCGAUCGAUCCAGGAACAUGAACUUCACCGAGUUUCUCAGCAUUACGGCCCCCUACCAUAGCUCUUUGUAAUGUCGAUCCUGUCGCACAGCAUUUUUGCCACCUCUUCCCGCGCUAUCGUUGCCGCGCAAACUUUGUUGUGUGUUCCUUUUUGGCAUGCCGUUUGUCGUUUUCCGAUUGCGUUUGUUCCUUUAUGGCAUGCCGUUCGUCGUUUUCCGAUUUUGUCAGGGAGCGACGGGGAACUUCAUAGAACCCCCUCUGGCCUCCGCCGAGCGGGUUCCCUCUUUUACCUUUUUUGGGCAUCGUUACGUCGUUUCCUUUUUCUAUGUUGAUGUGUGCUUCAAUCAGGGGUGGCAUGUACGUCAAAAAAAGUUUGCUUUGAAUGCACAACCUGACAGCAAAUACGUGACUCAGGGCAUUCUCACAAAAGGACUAACUUACAGGCGGACGUUGUUGAAGUCCCAUGCAUCCAGGCUUUGGGCGUAAAAGCCGCCAGAUACUUCCGGCAAUGAAGCAAAGUCCUCGUGUGAGUAUGAUCUCAUUAUGUCUGUUGCUUGUACGAGCCUCUGUCCAUCUUUCUGAGAAAUCGAUCGAGGGAUACGUCCAUCUUUCCAAGUGUUGUUGUCUCGGAUGCGGCGUUGUUGGGAAUAGUCUUCUCCUACCUUCUUCCCCCGAAUACAACGUACGGUCAUUAUAGCUGUAUCUAGACUGAAAGAUGCCUCAAAUACAGCUGUAAUGAGCGUACGUUGUAUUCGCGUACUAUUCGGGGGAAGAAGGUAGCGCUAAGGGUAAGACUAUGCUAGCGCGCGACUUUCACUGCGCGGGUGAGGAACGUUAUUCUAGAAGGGCACUAAGCAUACGACGAU
Messenger RNA from Chara braunii, 3699 nucleotides. The record is from the annotation of a GenBank genome assembly. NCBI's taxonomy places the organism in Eukaryota, Viridiplantae, Streptophyta, Charophyceae, Charales, Characeae.